This is a messenger RNA of Erythranthe guttata (spotted monkey flower), 741 nucleotides long. Its product is annotated as small polypeptide DEVIL 6-like. Lineage: Eukaryota; Viridiplantae; Streptophyta; Magnoliopsida; Lamiales; Phrymaceae. Gene Ontology annotation, biological process: negative regulation of cell population proliferation. The record is from RefSeq and is a predicted model, not a curated record.
AGGAAUCCGAAGUUGGGGGUGGUAGUGGGACCCACAGAUAAACUGAAAGGGGGCAAACGCACGGCCUUUGAUGCCCCAUAGUUGUCUCUUUACUCGACCAAUCCCAAUUUAAAACCCAUUACCCCACUCCCCACACAUUCAACCCUAUAAAAAUACCCCCAAUUCCCAUCUCCACUCUCAAUCAAUUCCAAUUCCCAAUUCUCAAUUCCAAUUCCAAUUUCAGCAAUCUCACCCAAAUCGAAAGAAAAAUUCUCUCUCUUCGCAAGAAGAAAACAUAAUCAAAUAUGAAGAUGAUGAUGAACAGCGGCAGCAGUAACAGCAGCAGCAGCAGCAAGAGAUCGAGAAUUUCAAGCCGAGGGCUCGGAGGGGUACUUCGGGAACAAAGGGCUAAACUUUACAUAAUUAGACGAUGCGUCGUUAUGCUUCUCUGCUAUCACGAUUGAUUUUUAUUUUGAUUUUCCUUUUUUUUUUUGUUCUUGGGUUCUUCUGGAGUGUAAAUAGCAGCUUAGAUGUGGAAACGGAGAAAUUAGGGUUUAGAUCUUCACAAUUUUGUACUAUUUUGCCCCCAAUCUCAGAUGGGGUUUUUCUUGUAUACAGUAGCGAUUUGAGUUGAAAUUAAACUAUUGUUUCGAUUCAAUUCUUUAUUUUUUUGGUUUUUGGAUUUUGAUUCUUUGAAAUUAAAGUAAAGAUUGGAUCUUUGAUCUUUCUCACUAAAAAUAAAUAAAUCAUUGUUUGCCUCUU